AUGGGAGCGGAGAAUUGUAUUUGAACCAAAUCAUUAAACACAAGAUUCAAGAAGAAAAAGCAUUCGUCAAAGAACAAAGAGAAAAUUAAAAUGAGUUACAGGGAAACUUUUGACACGUCAGAAGAGAAAAAGAAUAGGUCAACAAGGCUCAGUGAUUAUUUGGAUCAGAGAAUGACAAUCACAUCUGAUCAUCCUGAUGAUAUUCACAAGAAAUACUUAAAUGGUGAAGAAAGAUACAGUCUUUUUGAAAUUUAUCAAAAUGACACCGACUCAUGGAGUGAUGCCACCCAUUUUGUGAACAAGGAAGCCCAAAAAUUAUUUUCAAUCAACAUUAAUGAAGAGUCUAUCAAGAAGUUCUAUAGUAUUGGUCUUACUAUUGGAAGUGGAAAUUAUGCUAAUGUCAAGAGAGGAUACAGUCUUGCAAACCCUUCAAUAAAAGUAGCAAUCAAAAUCUACGACCUAGACUGAACACUUGAGAGGCAGCUAGCUAUCUUCAGAGAGAUAUCUAUCAUGAGUACCCUCGAUCACCCAGGGCUGAUAAAGAUGUAUGAGGUGUAUAAAGACAGCACCAAACUCUACAUCGUCAGCGAACUUGCCCAAGGAAUGCAGCUGUAUGAUUAUAUUUUUGAAAAUAAGAAAAUCUUAGAAAAAGACACUAAAAUGAUCAUCAAGCAACUACUCAGCAUAACUGGGUACAUCCACUCUAAAAAUAUCGUGCAUAGAGACCUCAAGCCGGACAAUAUUAUCAUUGACCCAUGAACACUGAAAAUUAAGGUGUUAGACUUUGGGUCUUCCAGCUAUUUCUCAGACUCUGGAGAUCUAACAGAGCAGGUUGGCACACCCUUCUACGUCUCGCCUGAGUUACUCAAAGGAAAGUACAACUACCAGGCAGAUAUCUGGAGCAUUGGGAUCAUAGCCUAUCUCAUGUUAACUGGAUGUCCUCCAUUUCAGGAUGAGGAUACCCAAGAAAUUUAUAUGAAAAUUUUGAACGAACCCUUACCAUUUUGAAGGGGACAAUGGAUUUAUCUCAGUCAAGAUUCUAUGAAUUUCGUUGCUAAGUUACUAAUCAAAAAUCCAGCCAAAAGAAUUGCUAUAAGUGAAGCUUUAAACCAUCCAUGGUUAAUGGAUUUUGAAGAGAAUAGCCUUUCCUUUACCGAAACCAUGUGUAAGAAGUUACUCAACCGCAACAAGCAAAGUGUUUUGGCAAGAGAAAUACUUCAUAUUUAUUCAGACCAUAUCGACUCUCAGACCCUAUCUGAGUGGAAUAAAGUGUUCAAUCAUAUUUAUUCACCUAAAUUUGGACUUGCAGACAUGGAAAAGUUAAAGAAGAUUCUGAAUAAGUCUGAAGAAUUUAAGAAGUUGUCCAGAAAUUGUGAUUAUAUGACGCUUGCAAUCACAUUUAACAAUUUUGAUGAAAGGUAUAUCACCUAUACCGAGUUCCUAGCUGGAGUUAUAGAUUUACACACUGAUAUCCCUCAUUUCAACCUCAUGCAGAUUCUUUCCCAUAUGGGGAUCAACAAUGAAGAUGAAGUGACUAAUGAAGCACUCCAAAAAUAUUUACAAAGAAGAGGAUAUCAAAAUUCUAAAACACUCUCGACCAACUUCCAAAUCGAAAUACUCUCCGAACUCAAGACCCACAAGGAAGACAAUUCAAUCCCCCUCCACAUGCUGAGCUCCGAUACACUCUGAGAAGAUAGUGGUACAUGAGUCGGUGAAAUGAACAGCCCAGGGCCCCUUCUAAACUUAAUUCAUAACUAAAUUUCCUUCUAAGCCUUAAUUCCUUUUACUGCGUCGGUCUGCGGCCUAAGAAUAUCCUCCAAAUUCUGGUGGCUCUCGGCCCUCCAGAAUGGCCACAUAAAAUUUGAACGAAGAGGUAGAGGAAUUGGUGGAAUUCGAAGUCGGUAGAAAAUUUAGGAAUGACAAAACCCUUCUUGUUAUAGCA
Moneuplotes crassus is the source of this 1942-nucleotide messenger RNA. The record is from the annotation of a GenBank genome assembly. Lineage: Eukaryota; Ciliophora; Spirotrichea; Euplotida; Euplotidae.